CGCGAUUGUUGUGCACACGUGAUGAUAGUGAUUUCCUCUGUCACUACAGAACGGCUCACUGUUAACUCAGGACAAUACGUUAUAGUGGCAAAAAAAAAAGGCGGCCGGAUCUUUGGGCGUUCAUACACUACUUGGAUAUUUUAGCAAAGGCUGAAAGACAUCAUCCUGGAGCCUCCGAGUCCUAUGGGCCCCCCAGUCCAGGUCCUGGACCAGUGGGAAGUAUAUGAAGACAUUUCUGGAAGAAAAUUUUAUGUGAAUAUCAUUAGUAAGGAAAGAUCUUGGAAGCCCCCAAGGUCAAUCCCACCGAAGACUGACACCAAGGCACCACCCCAAUCUCCGCAGGAGAAGCCAUCGACCAUACAUAAUGCGGGUGCUGUACAGAUGAGGAUCAAAAGGCCCAAUUCACAACAUGAGCGACUGAGCCAGAGCAAAUCUAUGGUCCUUAUUGAGCCUGCAGAAACGACAAAGCCGAUCUCUCGUCAUCGGAGGAAUCAUUCUCAACACUAUCUGACUGACAGCCUCGUUCAGAAGGGUCUUACGGUAAAUCAGAACAAAGAAGGAAUUUUAAAUAAAACCAAGAUAUCAGACAAAGGAAAGAAAUUAAGGAAAAACUGGACUACGACCUACGUUGUGCUUUCUGAAGAGAGGCUGGAGUUCUACAAGGAUGCCAAGGAACUGACGGCAAAUUUGAAAUCGGGAACUAAAUCAGAGUACAUAAAUUUGCUCGGGGCUCAGAUUGAGUGGACAAGUGAGAAAUCCAGUCGAAAAAAUGUGUUUCAGAUCACAACAGAAUCAGGAAAUGAGUUCCUUCUCCAGUCAGACGCAGACGUUACCAUAAAGGAAUGGUUCUGUGCGAUCCGAAACACAAUUGACAGCUUGGGAACGUUGCAGCCAUUUUCAGCUCUGAGUGUCCGGAAGUCUGCCAGCACUGAGGUCUUACAGCAAGGGAAUGAACUGAAAGAAAAGAAAAAUGAGCAGAGAAGAUCACUGGUAUUCAGAUUAAACUACAGCUCCUCAGACUCAUCCGAGAGGAACCGAGUGAAGACCAGACUGAAGAAGUUCAUCACACGUCGUCCCUCUUUGAAAACUCUACAGGAGAAAGGACUUAUUAAAGAUCAAGUGUUCGGCUGUCACCUGGAGAGUCUGUGCAAGCUCGAGAAUACCACGGUUCCUCACUUUGUACGGAUGUGCAUAGAAGCUGUGGAAAAAAGAGGUUUAGAUGCAGAUGGUUUGUACCGAGUCAGCGGGAACCUGUCAACGAUACAGAAGUUGCGAUUUGUUGUGAAUCAGGAAGAGAAGCUGAAUUUGGACGACAGCCAGUGGGAGGACAUACACGUUGUCACUGGAGCACUCAAGAUGUUUUUCCGAGAGCUGCCGGAUCCUCUGUUCCCACAUAGCUUCUUUGAGCAGUUUGUGGAAGCAAUAAAAAUUCCAGAAAACGAUGAUCAGAUUAAAGCACUGAGGCACCUUGUGAGGCAGCUGCCGCCAUGUAACCGCGACACCAUGAAAGCGCUUUUUGAACACCUCAGAAAGAUCGUGGUCAAUGCCUCUACAAACCUUAUGUCAACACAGAGCUUGGGGAUUGUUUUCGGACCGACCCUUCUGAGACCGGAGAACGAUUUGGGGAACAUGGCCAUCUGCAUGGUUUAUCAGAAUCAAAUCGUAGAACUUAUGAUAUGGAAAUUUGAUGAUAUUUUCUGUUAGUUGGAACUGAACUGAAUGAAAAUAUAUGUUAGUCAAUAUUUAAAGGGGUAUUCCAGGAUUUUUUUUUUUUUAUUUGACUAUGCUACAGGGGCUGUAAAGUUAGUGUAGUUCAUAACAUAGUGUCUGUACCUGUGUGCGAUGGUUUUCUCACAAUUCUUAUGUGAUUUUCACCCCACUAUUUAUUUUUAACAGCAUACAAAAUGACUGUUGUCUCAGAUUUUUCCCAGGUUGCAAUGCGGCCGAGACCUGACUCACUAGUCAGCUGAUGACAGGAAGCCUGUCUGCUUCAAUGGGUGGAGGGGUCGCUUGGUGGAAGGGAGAUCAACUAAUGCAACAGCUGUAGGCACCCUGACUGAAAACCACAGGUCUUUUGAAUGGAUGCAGCUCAUUUAUGUUUCAAUGGGUGGGGUGGCUGAUGUGUGGGAGGGAGGAAAAUGGAAUUAUGGGAUUUGUAGUCAAAAAAAGAAAACUCGAACAGGAAAUACCAGUUCACAAAAAGCUAGCCACAGUGUUAUGGUAAUCUCACAACAUAGCCAUUUAGCCCCAAGACAAGCGCAGAUCCUUCCUAAGCAUGUCCAUUACUGUCUGCCAGGUACGUACUAAAAUCACCUUAUGGUGGAGAACCCCUUUAACACAAGAAGUAUACACUGAAUGAUGAGUCAACCCCCA
Molecule: messenger RNA, 2373 nt
Organism: Hyla sarda
Lineage: Eukaryota; Metazoa; Chordata; Amphibia; Anura; Hylidae
Gene: ARHGAP15
Product: Rho GTPase activating protein 15
Exons: 15
Coding region: 184-1704 (506 amino acids)
Biological process (GO): signal transduction; regulation of GTPase activity
Cellular component (GO): cytoplasm
Molecular function (GO): protein binding; phospholipid binding
Source: RefSeq, a predicted model, not a curated record